ACCUUUGUGGUCUUCCUUGCAGGUCACCGAGUUAGUCCUGGACAACUGUCGGUCUAGCAAUGGCGAAAUCGAAGGCCUGAGCGACACGUUUAAAGAGCUAGAGUUCCUCAGCAUGGCCAACGUCGAGCUGACAUCGCUGGCCAAACUCCCCGCUUUGAAUAAACUUCGGAAGCUGGAAUUGAGUGACAACCUCAUCUCCGGAGGCCUGGAGGUCUUGGCAGAACGGUGUCCGAAUCUUACAUACCUAAACCUGAGUGGCAACAAAAUAAAGGACCUCAGCACUGUGGAGUCUCUUCAAAAUCUGAAGAAUUUGAAGAGCCUUGAUUUGUUUAACUGCGAAAUCACAAAACCAAAAGAUUACAGAGAAAGUGUGUUUGAGUUGCUUCAGCAAAUAACGUACCUCGACGGGUUUGACCAAGAUGAUAAUGAGGCCCCUGACUCGGAAGAUGAAGACGAUGAAGAUGGGGACGAAGAUGAAGAUGAGGAAGACGAAGACAAAGCUGGCCCUCCCGGAGAAUACGAGGAGAACGACGAGGAAGAUGACGACCCUUCGGACUUGGGAGAGGGCGAAGGCGAAGAAGAGGAGGAGGAAGUGGGUCUCUCGUAUUUGAUGAAAGAAGAGAUUCAGGAUGAAGAGGAUGAUGAUGAUUAUGUAGAGGAGAGGGAGAACGAAGAAGAGGAAGCCGAAGCUCUCCGAGGCGAGAAGAGAAAACGUGCCGCUGAAGACGAAGGCGAUGAGGACGACGAUUAAGUUGUAGGACAGAGAAACUAGGACCAGAUUUCGAAUUUGUUGCAGGAUAUGCAAUAGUGAUAUGCAGCCUUGUAUGUCUCCAUGUAUCAUAGGUUUCCCUGCAGAAAACAUUUAAUGUGUUAACUUUUUAUAGGAAGUGUGUUUUGACUCUCUUUUUUUGGCCCUUUUUAUCAUUCCAACUAAGCAGUAAUUGCCCGUUCUCGAUCAUGUGCAGGUAACACUGUUUCCAUCUCUUUUAACCGUUCGACCAGUUGUCUCCCCGGCCUUCUUUUUUUCUUGCUGCCCCGAGGUUGGAUUCUUUUAUUUUAUUCCUUACUGGGUUUUCCACGUGAGCAUGCUGUUAGUUCUAGCCACAGUUAGGCAGAUCAAGUUUUCAUUUUUCAAAAGGUAGGACACUACAGAUCAAAUAUAUCGCAGUGGGAUAGCAAGCUUUUCGGGAGAAAAGCUGGUCACGGGAGGUGGAACAGGAGCUGAGUGAAAUUAAUAUUACCUUUUAAUAGAAUAUUAGUUUCACACAGCUCCUGGUCAAUAAACUGUGGGUACGUUACCGAUAAAAGGCAUUUUCUUUCGUCUUGAGAUGUUUUGGAAAACAAAAGGUGAAACUCAGAGGGCAGAUCUAAUGCAUUCCUUAUAUAUUUGAAUAAAAAAUCACAAAUUUAUUUGUGUUUUUCUCAAGAGAUUACCUUUUCUAGCUCAUUUCAAAAGAAUCUCUUGAGGAAGACACAAAUGAAUUUCUUGGCACCUCCCUAGUGAUUUUUUAUUCAAAUAUAUAAGGAGUGCGUUAGAUCAGCUCUCUGUUUUGAGUUUCACCUUCUGUUUUCCAAAACAUCUCGAGACGAAAGAAAAUGCCCUUCAUCGGUAACAUACCCACAGUUCAUUGACCAGGAGCUGUGUGAAAUUAAUAUUAUUUCCAGCUCAUUUUAAAAGAAUAUCUUGAGGAAGACACAUAUGAAUUUCUUGUGAUUUUUAUUCAAAUAUAUAAGGAAUUCGUUUAGCUCUCUAUUUGAGUUUCACCUUGUUUUCCAAAACAUCUCAAGACGAAAGAAAUGCCCUUCAGAGGUAACAUACCCACAGCUCAUUAACCAGGAGCUGUGUGAAAUUAUGACUACAUUUUAAUAGAAUCUUUUGAGGAAGACACAAAUGAAUUUCUUGUGGUUUUUUAUUAAAAGAUAUAAGGAAUGCAUUCAAUCAGCUCUCUAUUUGAGUUUCACCUUUUAUUGUCUUCCAAAACAUCUCGAGAUGAAAGAAAAUGCUCUUCAGGGGUAACGUACCCACAGCUCAUUGACCAGGAGCUGUGUGAAAUUAAUACUACCUUUUAGUAGAAUCUCUUGAGGAAGACACAAAUGAAUUUCUUGUGAUUUUUUAUUCAAAUAUAUAAGAAAUGCGUUAGAUCAGCUCUCUGUUUGAGUUUCAACUUCUGUUUUCUAAAACAUCUCGAGACGAAAGAAAACGCCCUUCAUCGGUAACGUACUCACAGUUUAUUGACCAGGAGCUGUGUGAAAUUAAUAUUACCUUUUCCAGCUCAUUUUAAAAGAAUCUCUUGAGGAAGACACAAAUGAAUUUCUUAUGAUUUUUUAUUCAAAUAUAUAAGGAAUGCAUUAGAUCAGCUCUCUGUUUGAGUUUCACCUGUUUUCGAAAGCAUCUCGAGACGAAAGAAAAUGCCCUUCGUCAGUAACGUACCCACAGUUCAUUGACCAUAUACACUAUCGGUUCCCCUUCUGAUCAUUAUAUUCCUCAGGACUAAACAGAGAGCCCAUUAUUUGAGAUGUCUACCUCCUGCUUUAGUUUUAAGAACGGAAAACAUUGCAUCAAAAAAGACGCCUUUAAUCAUGUCCAAACACUUAAAGAGGGGGGCUUUUUCCUUCUAAGUCAACUUUCCGAAGCAAGAGUUGGUAGGUUAGUGCUGACAUUUCUUUUUGGUGGUUCUCCGACUGACAACUUUGGAUUUGGUUGGGGCUCAAAAUUAUCUUCAUUCCCCCCCCUCCAAAAAAAACUGGCUGUGGAAAAUUGGGGGGCCAACUGGCAGUUUUGGGGGGAUUUUUCACGGUUUUCUCCCUUUGCUGGAGGACUGUUAAAAGGAAACUUAAUCAGCAAGGCUUCUUGAUUUGACUUUGGAAGGACUUUAGACAAACAUGUUCACGCCACGCAUCCAUUGAGUCAAGAGAAAACCCUCUUUCUCUUGAAAGCAUCAAAGAGGCGACAACCCAGUUGCUGUUCAUCUUGCUUUCCAUUCGGAGGGUUGCUUUUUAAAAACUUAGCAGAGACCCAGCGCUCUUUUUUCUCUCUUUUUUUUUUUUUUUGGUUCUGGCUUAGGACAGACUUAACUUGUAUUGUUAAAUAAAUAUUUUAACCCGUAAUGCGCAGGUGUAAUCGAGAGAAACUAUUUUUUUAUUAUCUUGUCCUGCCUGGGGAGAAGCUGUUGUCCCUACUUUCAGGGUGAAAAUAAAAAAGGGGGGUAUUUUUGCAUAGAGGGAGUUGGGCCUGUACUGUGUUUGCCUGUGAAUAUAAAUAAAGACGCCACAUGCCACUGGCAACUCUUUAAUACAUGACAUUAGGCUCCUGAUUUAGUUUUGGUGGCAUGGCGUUUGAGAAGAGCAGCAAACAAAUCCGGUAUGGUUUUUUUCCCCUUGGAUUUCUCAUUCGUGGCACAACAAAUAGCAAGGCAUUUGAGCGGAAGGGAACGCAGGUAGUUGUUUAGUAGAAAAUCUGGGUAUUUUUGGAGAAUCGUAACGAGAAAAGCUUUAUCCCAAUACUGUUGCUACAUUUGUGUACGGAGGAUGGUUUAAAAAAAAACUUUUUAAAAAGUUCUAGAGGUUCUGUGUUUAAAGCCGCCGGCUUUUGUAUUAAUCCAGGUUUCUUGAGGUGGUAUUUUAUUUCUUUCUUCUUUAUACGUUUAUGAUCAAUUUAGGUUUAGAAAAUAAUGAAAAGUAUCCUUGAAAGUCAAUGAAAAGUACUCAAAAGUGGUAACUAGCUUGCAAUAUACUUCAAAUGUUUUGUGCCCACAGUCCUAUUGUUUAGAUUGCAAACAAGGAGUCGUUUUUUUUCCUCAAAUAAAAUAUCUUUGCUCCAAUUGGAUCUUUUUGCAGGAAUUUCAGAGCGAGGCCUCUUUAAAUUGGAUUUCAAAAUCCUCAAAUAAAAGGAUUUUUGCUCCGAUUGGCUCCUUUUGCUGGAAUUUCAGAGUGAGGCCUCUUUAAAUUGGGUUUCAAAACCCUCAAAUAAAAGGAAUUUUGCUCCAAUUUGAUCCUUUUGCUGGAAUUUCAGAGAGAGGCCUCUUUAAAUUGGAUUUCAAAAUCCUCAAAUAAAAGGAUCUUUGCUCCGAUUGGAUCCUUUUGCUGGAAUUUCAGAGAAAGGCACCUUUGGGUUUCAAAAUCCUCAAAUAAAAGAAUAUUUGCUCCGACUGGAUCCUUUUGCUCGAAUUUCAGAGCGAGGUCUCUUUAAAUUGGUUUCAAAAUCCUCAAAUAAAAGAAUAUUUGCUCCGAUUGGCUACUUUUGCUCGAAUUUCAGAGCGAGGCCUCUUUAAAUUGGAUUUCAGAAUCCUCAAAUAAAAGGAUUUUUGCUCUGAUUGGAUGCUUUUGCUGGAAUUUCAGAGCGAGGCCUCUUUAAAUUGGGUUUCAAAAUCCUCAAAUAAAAGAAUAUUUGCCCCGAUUGGAUCCUUUUGCUCGAUUUUCAGAGUGAGGCCUCUUUAAAUUGGGUUCCAAAAUCCUCAAAUAAAAGGAUUUUUGCUCAGAUUGGCUCCUUUUGCUGGAAUUUCAGAGCGAGGCCUCUUUAAAUUGGGUUUCAAAAUCCUCAAAUAAAAGGAUCUUUGCUCCGAUUGGAUCCUUUUGCUCGAAUUUUAGAGCGAGGCCUCUUUAAAUUAGGUUUCAGAAUCCUCAAAUAAAAGAAUAUUUGCUCUGAUUGGAUGCUUUUGCUCGAAUUUCAGAGCGAGACACCUUUGAAUUGGGUUUCAAACUCCUAAUAUUAUUUUUUUAACUACUGAUGGUUUGAAAUGAUGACAAAUAUUUUGCAUUCAGACAGCUUUAGCAGAGCAAAACCAAACCAAGCUUAUCCAUGGCACACCUUUAAAUAGGUUUACAGCUUCUCUACAGAGAUGUUUGUCUCCUAAAGGUAACACAACCAGCUAAAUACAUUGCCACAGUUUUUGAGUUUGGUGUCGUCCGAAUAUUAGAGUGUUGUUGCUUUUUGUUUUGUUUGCUUGCUUUUUUUUGUUUUAGGACAGCAAAGAGUUAACACAGAGCCUCUGGAUAACUUUUGAUAUUUUAUGGGAUUUCUUUUUUUUCCUUCUUUUUUUCCUGGUUUGGUGGGUUCUUUAAUGAAAAUACGUGAGGGUGGGUUUUAUAUUUUGUAGAGAUUUUUGUCCUAUUCGAAUGCUCUUUAUAUGGCAGUAUGUAUAUAGUGUGUUCAAUUUCCUUUUCAAAUUCUAAGACGAAGAAAAAGACACCAACUUGGAGGAGUUUCCUUUUUUUUGUGCGCAACUGUGUUUUGAAAAAAAAUAAAUAAAAGCCAUGACAGUGUUAAAUAAAUAACAGGUUCCUACAGCACACUUCUGAUGGAUUUUUAGUUGUUAACAGAAUGUGAGUGUUUUUUUCCCCUGUGUGGUGUAAAUUUUAAAUUAAAAGAUUUUCAAUCUAAA
This is a messenger RNA of Anolis sagrei ordinatus, 5381 nucleotides long. The record is from RefSeq and is a predicted model, not a curated record. NCBI's taxonomy places the organism in Eukaryota, Metazoa, Chordata, Lepidosauria, Squamata, Anolidae.